This is a messenger RNA of Pelagomonas calceolata, 1484 nucleotides long. Lineage: Eukaryota; Pelagophyceae; Pelagomonadales; Pelagomonadaceae. The record is from the annotation of a GenBank genome assembly.
CUCCGAUUAGGCUCCGAUGGGUUUGAGAAGGUGCUCAUACGUUACGACGCUAUCGGGGCGCGUCGACGCAUUCUAGGUGGUGCUCGCGGCUCGUCUCGCUCUUCCAGAGCGCGAACGCCUCGCAGUCGCGCAGCGCCGGCGCGACGGCGUACUUCCGGCCGAUCCAAGGCUUCGUGUAGAGCAUGUGGUACGCGAGCACCUCGAGGUCCCGCGCGACCGUGACGUCCGGCGUCGCCCCCGCCCGGAAGACGCACUCGGAGCAGUGCGCGAUGGCGAACUGGGGGACCUGUGUGAAAAUCAAAAUUUUGCGGCGUGUUCUGCUGAAUCGUCGCGUCGACCUCCACGCCAUCGACGCGACGCCUUCUCAACGGCGUGGCGGUAUGGGUCUCCCACCACUCGACGGAGCCAGCACGGCAGCCUCAUUGCCGAGAAAUGACUUCAUGAGUGCACCCGGCACACUGGUUGAUUUCCACACAGUGGGGGACGACGUCUUUGGAGCAGUAGCACGGGCCCCGGUACGCCACGCGCAGGCGGCCGCGGGCCCACGUCGCGCGCAGCGCCGCGGGCCGCUCCAUGAGCGCGCGGCCGCCGGACACCGCGUCCUGCAGGAACAGGCGGCUCGUCGGCUUCGGCCGGAGCUUGCCGUUCAGGUGCAUCUCGAGCAGCGCGUGGCCGAAGUCCGUCGCGGAGCCGCGCCCGUGCCACUCGUCGAAGACCGAGUAGCCCGGCGAGCGCACCGCCUCGCGCCAGCCGGCGCCCCGGAAGGCCUGCAGCACGCGCGCCGUCGACCGGAAGAGCAUGAAGUUGCCGUUCGCCAGGGGGUAGGGGUGCCAGCUCGAGGGCACGAGCAAAUCAUCAGACGCCGUCAGCAGGUCGACCUCGGCCGCGAGGUCCCCGAAGAGCACGUCGGCGUCCGCGAAGCCGACCCACUCGUGGCGCGCGCUGACCUCGGGGAAGAGCACGGGCCACAUGGGCUUGAGGUCGCAGAUUUUAUUUUUGACGCUUUUGAUUUCCAUGUCGGCGACGCCCAGAUACUUCGCGACGCGCGCCCGCAGGCCGGCGAGGUCCAAUGGAAUCUCGACGCAGUUGACGCACGUCACGUUCGCCGGCGCGCCGAUAAAAUAGUACGUCACGCUCCGCGCGUUCGCGCGCGCCGAGGCCUCGAGCGCGGGCAGCCACGGCGGCCAGCUCGCGCGGAACGCGUCCUGGCGGUGGCGCGGGUCCGCGAUUCUUAAAUAGAUGAGGCCCGCCUUCGUGGUUUCCGGUCGUCGCGUUCGUUCGGUGCGCGCGUAGAGCACCAUGAAGACCGCGACGGGCGCGGCGAGAAGGAGUCGGGGCAGGAGCGCCGCCGGGCGGCGCCGCGGGGGAUGGUCCUUCAUGUGUUUGUGCGGUCGGAGAGCUGCCCUUUCAGCAGCCCAGACACCGAAUGCAUGCCUCUUUGAACAGUGGUGAACGGCACAGCCUGGAGGCUGCCCAGUUUUAAC